Brassica rapa (field mustard) is the source of this 3537-nucleotide messenger RNA. Its product is annotated as transcription factor MYB29. Lineage: Eukaryota; Viridiplantae; Streptophyta; Magnoliopsida; Brassicales; Brassicaceae. The record is from RefSeq and is a predicted model, not a curated record.
ACGAAAAAUAAAUAAUGUAAUAGUCGAAAUUACAAAAUCAGUCAUAAUAAAAUCAUAUACACUAAAUUAGUAUGUACUUAUCAAUAUAGGAAAGGGAUCAUGGUUUAGAAUAAUUGUCUUACUCAAGAUCACGUAGUUCCAACGUUAUCUUCUGGGUGUCUUUUCCAUUCACCGACAACACAUCAACAUGGCUAACUUCCACUACCUGACCUAUGACAUCUGCAGAACGGGAAUUUAUAUUAUAAUCUUUGAAUAAUAGCUAGAACAAAACUUUUUUAAAUAAUUACGUACCAACCAAAUGAUCCGAGUUGAGUGAACCAUCAAGAAUCUCACGGUAAUUAACAGGUUGAAACCCAUUAAUAGCUCUUGGCAAAUCCUCACAGAUUUUGACACGGGUUGUCGCAAGGAAACUGAUCUUGUAAGGAUGACUUGUUGUUCGGUAGGAACCGCAUGAGUGAUUUAGUGAGAAGUUGAUCAUCAUCUUUGUUUUCCCUUCAGCAAGAAAGGGAUCGAACUGGUUAACCAAUUCUUUCUUCACAGUUGCAUGAAUCUUAUCACCCUGUAUAAAUAUACACGACAUGAAUAAUAAGUACAAAAAAAUAUGGCAAUAACAGAAGUCACAGAAACGAUUAAAUAAAGUUUAAUAAAAACUCACGUUAGCAUCAAUAAGAACCAUCUCUAUGGUUAAACCACCAGCAGCAGUAAACUGUUUCCAAAGGCGUAUGAUCUUCACCCUGAUCUUUCACAUUGAUUUGAAGGGUUUCAGAUCAGCAACUGGGUUAAAGCCGGCCAUUAGAGAAGUCUGAAAGUUGCUACGGAGUAUUAUUGGAUUUUAGAGAUGAAGAGGAAUGAUGAAAGAAAAGCAGAGAACGGGUCACCUCUUUUAUAGUCAAACCUAGAGAUAUUCAGCCGAUCUAAAUUUCCAUAUAUAAAUUAAAUUGAACGUCAUAUGUAAAUUAAUCAUCUCUAUUAUUAAGGAAAUAAUGUAUUUUGUAUAUUGAGCUUACCGCAUUGUAUUAGAUGUAUGUACCAUAUUAUUUACCCAUUUAAUGUCAUGUAAUAAUGGAACAUUGAAUGCGUUUACUUGGACAAUACUCCAAGUAAAUAAAUUCCACUAAUAACAUUUAUGAGUUAUUAAUGCUAAACGUGGACAAUAAGGGUUAUUGAGAUCCAUGCUUGUCACAUUUGGGAAACUCUAAGAAGGCUUUUAUAUUUAUUACAAAAGCCCGAUUGUCUAAACUAUAACACAAAAUAAUUUGAUUAGCAAAUUCGAAGACAACCAUUAUUAGAUUUUAGAAAACGAAAAAUGACUAUAUAACAACGACAAUAACUUAUAAAUGUAAAUCACACAUGUUAUAGAUUGUACGUUAACUAUGUUUAAGGUUGAAAUCCACAAACUUUUUUGAUCAAGACACAGAAAUACAAAAAACAUAUACCAUACAAACACGUAUUGUAUUAACAAAGCAUGCACGAUAACUUUUAUAACAUUUGCCACAGUUAUAUUAUUUUGUAAAGGUGACUUUGUUAGGCAGUUAUUAUUAAUUAUUAUUAUUUAUUAAUACUACCAAUAGAGAAUGCACGUUAGUUAUUGCUUCCGCGUUUUUAAUUCAUAAUGUUAUGGAUUGUGUAAUAAUGGUAAUGGAGGUCCAAUGUAACAAAAAAUGUAUUAUCUCUAGUAAGACCUAAGUUUUUUAAUUAGAGCCUCUGAGAAGCCUUGUGGAGCUGACACCUAAGCACUGAUUACAAAGUCACAACUUAAAAAUGUUUCUCCUUUAAUAUAUAGGGGAUGGGAUAGGAUUGUCAUUUUUGAACACAAUGUUCUCUAUUGUUAUUGACCAAAUUAACUAUAAUAGAAAAACACAUCUAUCAUUCUUUUUUUGGUCGGCACUCAAAUAUUCCAUAUUCUAUUAUCAACUCGCAGAACUUAUUCCAUAAGUCUGUGUCAAAUCAUUUGAACAGAAGCUCUAAAAAAAAAAAAAAGAGAGAUACGGACACUAGACUUUCAAUGAGUUAAUAUUUUUAUUAUCAUUUGAAUUUAUUAUUUAUUUUAUUUACGUGAUUUCUAAAGUAUAAUAUUCUAUUGACACGAGUGCGUUAACUUUUUGCUAAUGUGUUAUGGGGCUAUAUAUAUAUGGUCAUAUAGACAUAAUUUAUUCAGUAUAGAGAGGUAGCUCGCAAUGUCUUAGAUCUUUGGUAUAUCUUCAUCUUUUUUAAAUUAUCGUGCUCAAAUGUUCCUGGAAAUGAAAACACAUAAUCAUUCAACGAUCUACCAUAGUUUCUCAGUUAGUUUCAUAUUCAAAUGCAUCAGAGUUCUCCUCAACAGAUCUAUUGCUCUCUUGCCUUAAAUUAGACGACAUUUCUGGGUUUUUUUCUUCCCUCUCUUCUUCUAGGUUGUAUGUAAACCCAUAUAAUAAUAUUCAUAUCGGAAAAAAAAAAGAAAGAAGAAUGUCAAGAAAGCCUUGUUGUGUGGGAGAAGGGCUGAAGAAAGGAGCAUGGACCACCGAGGAAGACAAGAAACUCAUCUCUUACAUUCAUGAACAUGGCGAAGGAGGGUGGCGUGACAUUCCCCAAAAAGCUGGACUCAAAAGAUGUGGAAAAAGUUGUAGAUUGCGUUGGGCUAACUAUUUGAAACCCGAUAUAAAGAGAGGAGAGUUUAGCUACGAGGAGGAGCAGAUUAUCAUCAUGCUUCAUGCUUCCCGUGGCAACAAGUGGUCGGUGAUAGCGAGACAUUUGCCAAAAAGGACAGACAACGAGGUCAAGAACUAUUGGAACACACAUCUCAAAAAACGUCUGAUCGAUCAGGGCAUCGAUCCCUUGACCCACAAGCCACUUGCUUCUAGCCCUAAUCCGGCAACGACCAGGACUUCUGAAGGCCAAGAUGACUCAAACCCGAGUAACCUGGAUGAGCAAUCACAGUCUGGUUCGAUGUCUCCAAAGUAUCUUCCUAUUUCAUCAAGCUCAUGCAAUCUACAAAAGAUGAGCAACAGUGAUGAGACAACGAGAAACAAUGGUUCCUUGAGCUCCAAGAAAUGUCGUUUCAAGAAAUCGAGCUCUACAUCAAAACUGUUAAACAAAGUUGCAACGAAAGCGUCUUCCAUUGGCAAUAUGGUUUCAGCUUCCGUGGAAGGAUCCUUAAUUCGCUCAACAAUACUUUCUCCAUGUCUCAAUGAUGUCUUCUCCGAAACUAGUCAAUUUCAGAUGGACGAAUUUGAUCCAUUCUCUCACUCAUCUGAACAACACAUAACUGAUCAUAUGAAGGAAGAUAUCAACAUGGACUUUGAUCUCAAAAAUUCCGAAUUCGAUUUCUCGCAGUUUAUCGAGCAAUUUAGUAACAUUGAAGCCGAAAAAGCCAAUGCCAUUGGAGGAUAUAACCAAGAUCUCCUGUUGUCUGAUGUCUCAUCAACAAGCGUUGAUGAAGACAAUAUAAUGCAAAACAUAACCGGUUGGUCCAACUAUCUUGUUGACGAUUCCGAUUUUCCUUAUGAUACGAACCAAGAUUUCGACGACAAGAACUUCAUCCUCCUUAUCAGAUUUUAG